Impatiens glandulifera is the source of this 2070-nucleotide messenger RNA. RefSeq lists its product as uncharacterized. Bases 210 to 1886 code for a protein of 558 amino acids. Gene Ontology annotation, biological process: sesquiterpene biosynthetic process. Lineage: Eukaryota; Viridiplantae; Streptophyta; Magnoliopsida; Ericales; Balsaminaceae. The transcript has 2 exons. The record is from RefSeq and is a predicted model, not a curated record. Gene Ontology annotation, molecular function: cyclase activity.
UCUUCAAUCUUUCUCAUAUUCCCUUUAAUCAAACUAAAGGUCUAGAUAUUUCGAUGAUGUCAACACAGACUCUACACGGUUUAUACGCUCUUCCUCCAUUGAUUCAUUUCAACCAGGAAUCCAGUCUCAGAUCAGUCUAAUAACUAUUUGUUUCCCUUUCUACAAACAGGAGAUGAUUGACUGAUUGAUUAAUUGGAAGUGAAAUAAGAAUGGGUUUGGAUGAUAAUAGAGAUGGAACAAGUUUUGAUGAGAUUGAACUGUCUGAUGGGGCAAAACCCAUCAAGAAGGGUCAAAGUCCAAUAAGUGUUUCUGUAUCCAGAAAGGGACUUGUAACCGGAGACCCACAAAAUGGGAUGAAAAAGAGCUCGACUGGUCUAACCCAUAAAUUCAACUUCCUAAAAUUCGGGUCUUUAUCUUCUCCAUCUGUGAAAUUCCAGCGCUUUGCCAAGGGAAGAGAUGAUAUCUCUCGCAGAGUUCCUUCUUCCACUAGUGAGAAACUUAAAGAAAGGUUCCGUAGGGUAUUCUCCGGUAAAAUUAAUAUGAAAUCUCUUUGUGAAAUGGGUAAAGAAUGGAUAAGGAAUCCCAUGAACAUGGCUUUAUUCGUUUGGAUACUUGGAGUUGCUGUCUCUGGUGCUAUUCUCUUCCUUGUCAUGACAGGAAUGUUAAACGCAGCCUUACCCAAAAAGUCCCAAAGAGACACAUGGUUUGAAGUCAACAAUCAGAUCCUCAAUGCCUUGUUUACUUUGAUGUGUCUAUACCAGCACCCAAAACGGCUAUACCACCUUGUGCUUUUGUUGAGAUGGAGACCAGAAGACAUUUCAAGACUUCGAAAAAUAUACUGCAAGAACGGGACUUAUAAGCCACACGAGUGGGCGCAUAUUAUGGUUGUUGUGAUUCUCCUGAAUAUUAACUGUUUUGCUCAAUAUGGGUUAUGUGGUCUUAAUCUCGGGUAUAGGAGAUCGAACCGACCCGCCAUUGGAGUUGCAGUAUGCAUUUCUUUUGCAAUUGGUGCUCCUGCAAUUGCUGGUGUAUAUUCAAUGGUUAGCCCGUUGGGGAAAGAAUACGAAUUUGACUUUGAUGAAGAGUCUCAAACUGAGACUUCGACUGCUGAUCGAAGGGCAUCGCUUGAACGGAGAUUUUCAUUCGCGACAAAGGAAGAGAGUCGGGUUAUUGAGACACAGCCUAAAUGGAGUGGGGGAAUAUUUGAUUUUUGGGAUGAUAUAUCAAUGGCAUAUCUUUCUCUAUUCUGUAGCUUCUGUGUUUUCGGUUGGAAUAUGGAGAGACUUGGUUUCGGAAAUAUGUAUGUGCAUAUUGCAACAUUUCUCUUAUUUUGCUUGGCUCCGUUUUGGAUUUUUAACUUAGCCGCGAUUAAUAUCGACAAUGAAAUGGUCAGAGAAGCUCUCGGAAUUACAGGAAUAUUUCUUUGCAUAUUCGGCUUGUUAUAUGGAGGAUUUUGGCGGAUUCAGAUGAGAAAGAGAUUUCAUUUACCUUCUUAUAGUUUUUGUUGUGGUAAACCAGCUAUUGCUGAUUGUGCUCUCUGGCUUUGCUGCUGCUGGUGCUCUCUAGCUCAAGAGGUUCGAACAGGAAAUGCUUACGAUAUUAUGGAAGAUAAGUUUUGUCAUAAGCAAGAUAAUGAUGAAGGAUUGGACUCUCAAUCUCCUAUGCUUUCUCCCUUGCCUCGUGAAGAUGGGGAGAGGCAGUAUAGGUCUGGUUCAAGUUCUCCAUUUAGGAAUGUAUUGCCUCCAGCUAGCUUUUCGAGUCCUAAAAGAGUUGAACUUCCGAAUAGCCAACCUUCGUCAGUGGAGGAGGAGAAACCUAGCACGAGAAUGGACGAUAAAACAAUGGAGGUGCCUGCUCCUAUUUUUAUAGUAAGAGAUAGUAAUUGAGCUUCCAUGUUGGCUUAUGUUUAGCCAUAUGUUCAAAUCUGUAAAUCUUUGUUGUGUUGAAAUUUUUAUGCAUAUUAAUGUACUACUAUUGUGUUUUCUUGUAGUUUGUACUGAGAAAUUUGUUUUCUGUUAUGAACAUGUCCUUUUGAAUUGUUGAAUACCGAUUAAUUAUUCAAUGCGUGUC